AUGGCUCCAAAGAAAGUGGAACCCAAGAAGACGGCAGAGGCAAAGAAGCCGGCGGAAGCCACAAAGAAGGACGAGGGUGCGGCGGCGCCGCCUCCAAAAGCGCCAGAAGCGGAGUCCAAACCUCCUGAGGUGGACCUGAAAAGCGUGGUUGUGGAGUUCAGCGCCGAGCAGAUCGAGGAGUUCCGCGACGCCUUCACGCUGUUUGACGAGACCCCGACGGGCGAGAUGAAGAUCACGUACAGCCAGUGCGGCGACGUGAUGCGCGCCCUGGGCCACAACCCCACCAACGACGACGUGCUGAAGCUGCUGGGUCGGCCCAAGGCCGAGGAGAUGCACACCAAACUGCUGGACUUUGACAGCUUCCUGCCCAUGCUGCAGCACGUGGCCCGCGCCAAAGACCACGGACACUUUGAGGACUUCGUGGAGGGUCUCAGGGUCUUCGACAAAGAGGGAAACGGCACCGUCAUGGGGGCGGAGCUUCGCCAUGUCCUUUCCACCCUGGGGGAGAAGAUGACGGAGGACGAGGUGGACCGGCUCAUGGCGGGACAGGAAGACGCCAACGGACACAUCAACUACACCGAGUUUGUCAAACACAUCCUGGCCGGGUGA
Messenger RNA from Nerophis lumbriciformis (worm pipefish), 609 nucleotides. Its product is annotated as myosin light chain 4-like. Gene Ontology annotation, cellular component: myosin II complex. NCBI's taxonomy places the organism in Eukaryota, Metazoa, Chordata, Actinopteri, Syngnathiformes, Syngnathidae. The record is from RefSeq and is a predicted model, not a curated record. Gene Ontology annotation, molecular function: calcium ion binding.